AUGAACGGCAUCAGAAGGAGCUUCUGUAUUGCUGGUUUUCUGUCACGCCUGUGGUUGAUCUGCCCUAUUCUUGCCGUUGAUGUGCGACUAAUUGAACGCCACCAUUGGAAUGACACGUCUCUGGUUCAGCUUGUGGAGAAUCUGCGUCAAGUGAUUGUAGUACAACCACAGGAUCCCACAAGAAAAUCAUCGAAGGAUGAUGACAAAAAUAAUAACAUGACAUUGACAUUUCCCUUGCCGUGUGCCUACGAGCAAUCACUGGGCCAUGACGACUAUCACCACUACUACAAGUACUGGAUUCAAGAAUCGACAUCGUCCUUGUUGGCCGCCAAAGCGCUUGCCAAAACAGCGCGCAAGACACGUCCGCGCUUGGAUGAUUUUGCCUGGGACAUGAUGGAUGCUCUCUUGCUACAACCAGAACAACUGAAUAAGAAGGAGGAUGGAGGAACCACUUCCAGCAGUUGGUUCUUUCAAUCUCAAGGACUCUUGCCAAAAUAUUGGUACAUUGCCACAAAAGAGCAGCAAGAACAGCACGAAGUAUUACCCAUGAGAAUUGAACUGGAAGCUGUCACAAACAAUACUGCCAGUGGGGAACGGUUUACUCAUCCACCCUAUGUGCAUGGGACACGGUUCCCUCAUUGGUCUUUGUUUGCUGGCAACACAAAAGAUCUCAAUGUCACACUUGAUCUGGAUGGUAGUAGUCUGAUGCAAUCAUCGCAUCGACUAUCCGCCAUUCCGUUGCAUGCUUCCAUGCUGUGGGGAAUGGUCUUGGCCGUCAUUCCACCUGAACAAGACAAAGACAACAACAAUCCACAAGAUUUCUUACGACAACAGAAUUCCCAGCCAUCACAACAUCAUCGCCCCUACUCGUAUGUCUACAAGGAAAAUCCCAAAUGGUGGGAUCGAGUAUACGCCUACUAUCAACGCAUCUUUCGGCAUCAUGCGUAUCUCCAUCAAGUGGUCAUGCGGGGAUGUUCACAAAAACAGAAACAACAACAGACAUCGUCCGUCCCUUGUUACAAUAUUCUUCAUCCCUGGGAAAGUUUGAUCGAUCCCACGUCGCCCACUUGGGCCACUGCACUGGCACCCAUUAUGAGGCGGAUUCAACAAGAAUCCUGGACGCCGCCCUUUUCCAUUCCACGUCAAGUCAGAGAAUCCUAUGACUUUCCCAAACAAAAUCCACUCGUCUAUGAUGCCAUGAUUUACUUGUUGGUGGAAGGAUGGAAUACCGUCAAUAUUUCAAAGGCAUGUCCCGCCAACGAAACUACUAACCAUGGCACUCCUUCCGCGUGUGGGGAAGAUGCCAUUUGGAAUGCCACUUCCUCGUUUGCCAUGCUGGAUGUAGGGUAUGCCGCGGUAUUGGCGCAAGCCGACGAUGAUUUGUAUCGAUUGGCACAAAUCUUGGAACGGGUGCUACCCGAUGCGUCGUUGUCGCAACAAAUGUCAAUACUCGAAACGUGGCAAUUGGACAAUGCGCGUCUCUUGCAACAAGUCUUGUGGAAUCCACAGUAUCAAACGUACAUGUCCAAGUACUACAAUAGCCAACAACAGAAGAUGGAAUGGUUGGAUACUGUCGCCGUGUCCAACAACUUGUUGCCCUUUUGGAAUGUGGCGGCCACGGGGGAUAUUGUGGACGCUGACGACAACAGCGCCGAUGAUGAUGACCUUAGUGGCAACAAAAAGCGGAAACAGAAAAGGCAACCCAACAGUGGCAAGAUGGAACAUGACGACAAUGAUGAUGAUCCAGCCAACAGCAAGAAGCUGAGUGCCUUGGCACGUGAACACUGGCAAGAUCUUUCGCUCCAACUGCUGCGACGGGAUGGACGCUUUGCAUUUGAUUGUGGAAGCUUUCCUAUUUGGUCCAUGGGGUGUCAAGACAGCGUGGGCCACAAUGAGUCGCAUCCCAUCAUUCAGCCCAUUGUAAACUAUCUUGUUUCCAGUGGUCUGUUUCAAAGCGACAAAAUGGAGAUCUUUUCCAACUAUCUCUCUGGACAGUCCUUGUCGCUCUUUGUCAGACCCAACAUGGAUAUUGACAGCACUUCUCGUCGUGGCCCCACUUACUUUGGAGAAGCUUUUGGUGUGGAAACUCCCUACCCCAAUCUCGCUGCCUGCGAUAUCUGCGGUAACACUUCGACCAUCACAGCAGCGAUUGUCUACAACUUUCGUUCUCCCGAUCCUACCCAUGCGAAUCGGCUGCCAUUGCCACCCAUCCGUCGGAGCUGGGUGAUCACACUGGUUACUAUUGAGCUCUUUGUCGCCUUUUCCAUCGGAGUGUCUUGUUUGGUUGUGAGCUUUAGCCUAGUGCGAAAGCUUCAGCGCCUGGUUGAUGAAGAAGAGUUGGUGGGUUGGGAGGACGAAACCAUGUCAAAUGGGGCUGUUGUUGGCGGGUCCUAUUAUGCUUCGACUGCUACAAACGAAGAUGCACCCGAGGUAUCACCAGCCGUUGCCGCAACCACUAGCGGAACGUCACCACUUUUGGACACGAAAGAUAACGCAACCACUGGAUCGGCGACAGAAACAGCAAUGGGAGCCCAGUCUUUCUUCAGUAGCAUUGGUCUGAACUAG
This is a messenger RNA of Seminavis robusta, 2565 nucleotides long. NCBI's taxonomy places the organism in Eukaryota, Bacillariophyta, Bacillariophyceae, Naviculales, Naviculaceae. The record is from the annotation of a GenBank genome assembly.